Messenger RNA from Gastrolobium bilobum, 438 nucleotides. RefSeq names its product pathogenesis-related protein PR-4-like. The transcript has 2 exons. The record is from RefSeq and is a predicted model, not a curated record. Gene Ontology annotation, molecular function: RNA nuclease activity. Gene Ontology annotation, biological process: defense response to bacterium; defense response to fungus. Lineage: Eukaryota; Viridiplantae; Streptophyta; Magnoliopsida; Fabales; Fabaceae. The coding region runs from base 10 to 438 and encodes 142 amino acids.
AAAUUAUCUAUGGCAAAGCUUAGGCUAUGCGUGUUGUUGUUGGUCUGUGUAGUGGGUUUGGCCUCUGGUCAAAGUGCUAACGAUGUGUGGGCUACAUAUAAUUUAUAUGAACCUGAGCAGCAUAACUGGGACUUACUCGCGGUGAGUGCAUUUUGCGCCACUUGGGAUGCUAACAUGCCCUUCUCAUGGCGUAGCAAAUAUGAUUGGACAGCUUUCUGUGGACCUGUCGGCCCUCAAGGCCAAGCUGCAUGUGGCAAGUGCUUGAUGGUGACAAACACUCGAACGGGAGAUCAGCAAAUAGUGAGAAUUGUGGAUCAGUGCAGCAAUGGGGGCUUGGAUUUGGACAUUGGUGUGUUCCAAAGCCUCGACUCGGACGGAAAUGGGAAUGCUCAAGGCCAUCUUAUCGUCGAUUAUGACUUUGUUGACUGCGGUGACUAA